Aspergillus bombycis is the source of this 1479-nucleotide messenger RNA. Its product is annotated as B-type cyclin nimE. Gene Ontology annotation, biological process: regulation of cyclin-dependent protein serine/threonine kinase activity; G2/M transition of mitotic cell cycle. Gene Ontology annotation, cellular component: nucleus; cytoplasm; cyclin-dependent protein kinase holoenzyme complex. The record is from RefSeq and is a predicted model, not a curated record. The annotation marks the transcript as partial. Lineage: Eukaryota; Fungi; Ascomycota; Eurotiomycetes; Eurotiales; Aspergillaceae. Gene Ontology annotation, molecular function: cyclin-dependent protein serine/threonine kinase regulator activity. The transcript is spliced from 3 exons.
CAGGCUCGCAGCCUCCGUACACGGAGCACUAUGAACGAGAAUGACGAGAAUAGACCUUCGACGCGUCUCACACGGGCCAAGGCUGCAGCUCUAUCCGCAGGUGACGUCUCCACUGCGGCCACUAAGAAACCUCUUGAGACCAAGAAAGCCGCUACCUCAACCGCAACCACUGGUACGACAAGGAGGCGCGCUGCUCUAGGUGAUGUCAGCAAUGUCACCAAGGGCGAGAACGGCGGCGCGAAGGAGGGAAAGAAGCCGGCCGCGACCACCAAGGUUGGCUUGACAUCGAAAGCUACCAUGCAGGCUGGUGGCGUUGCGAAGCUCACCCGCACCAACUCGUCGCGUACUACCGCCCUGACGAACAAAACCACCAACACGAAGAAGCCUGCAGAGGACAAGGAAAAACGGUCGGGACCCGGAUCUAUCAAGGAUAGUGCACAGAAGCGCCAAAAAACCACGCAAGACGUGUUGGUAGAAGAGCCACCCCGCAAGAAGGUGGAGGUCGAGAAGAAGCUCACCCAGAAGAAGCUUGCCACUGAAAAGGCUCCCGCCAAGGAAAAUGUCGAAGCUCCUGUUGAGCCCAAGACCCUGCAGAAGCCCGCUCAAGAUCUUGUGGAGGAUUUGGAUACUGAGGAUUUAGAUGACCCCUUGAUGGUGGCCGAAUAUGUGGUGGAGAUCUUUGAAUACAUGAAGGACCUUGAACUCGAGACACUACCUAACCCCCAUUACAUUGACCAUCAACCUGAUCUGGAGUGGAAGAUGCGUGGUAUCCUUGUUGACUGGCUCAUCGAGGUUCACACCCGUUUCCGUCUGUUGCCUGAGACUCUUUUCCUCGCUGUCAAUCUCAUCGAUCGUUUCCUGUCGGCCGAGGUGGUGGCUCUGGAUCGUCUGCAGCUUGUUGGAGUUGCUGCUAUGUUUAUCGCGUCCAAGUAUGAGGAGGUCCUCUCGCCGCAUGUGGCCAACUUCAGUCACGUCGCCGACGAGACUUUCACCGACAAGGAGAUUCUGGACGCUGAGCGUCACAUUCUGGCGACUCUCGAGUACAACAUGAGCUAUCCCAACCCGAUGAACUUCCUGCGUCGUAUUUCUAAGGCAGAUAACUAUGAUAUCCAAACGCGUACCCUUGGAAAAUACCUGAUGGAAAUCAGUCUCCUCGAUCACCGGUUCAUGGCUUACCGUCAAAGUCACGUGUCUGCUGCCGCCAUGUAUCUGGCACGUCUCAUUUUGGAGCGUGGGCCUUGGGAUGCCACCUUGGCUUAUUACGCUGGAUAUGACGAAGAGCAGAUCGACCCUGUCUUCCGCCUCAUGAUCGACUAUCUUCACCGCCCGGUCUGCCACGAAGCGUUCUUCAAGAAAUAUGCCAGCAAGAAGUUCCUCAAAGCGUCCAUUUUGACCCGUCAAUGGGCCAAGAAGUAUCACCACCUGUACAUCGACAGCUCCCUCUCAGAACCGUACAACUAUAUCAAGGAUCAUGAAUAA